GCUGUUCAGUGACAAACUGGCAAUGAUGGAUGAUAACAGUGUGGCUGCAAGGCAACAAUGCCGUCUACGGCUUCUCUCGCCGUACCCUUCACAGAACAUUUCCUUCGAAGACGCUAAACAUGCCGAAGAUUUCCAGCAAGAACGCAACGUUCUCCGUUCACAUCUGUGUCCAACGGCCUUCUAUGGAAGUCUCUCUUCACCGUCCGUGCAUCGCUGCGCCGCAUGCAACUCGGCGCGGAAUUGGCAACGUGUGCAUGUCCCUUGGGAUGGAAUAUCUCCCAGGCAGUUGCGCAAAUGCUCGGUGCACACGAGAUGAGAAACGAGCUAAUUUUAAUGACUAUUUUCGUUCCGUUUUCUCAGGGAUACUUGAAUAAUGUGCGCGAACUCCUCACAGGCUUCUCUUUCACACUGCGAGGAGGUCGGCGCUCGUAGCGGUUUCCCAACCCGUAGAGUCUCGGACUGAUCGUGCAAAAUCGCUUGUUGAAUUAUUUUAUUUAGCGGAACGUAGUGUGCGCAUUUCGGUUGUUGGAGCGUGGCUCUUUAGUGUUGUCCCGCCGUGUGUCUGUACCCGUUUCCGAUGCGUGUUACGUCGGCAGCAAGGCUUUCUGCCGCGGACCCUCCGUGAAAAGGGUCUCCGGGUCUGUCGGAGUCUCGAGCUUCCGCAUCUCUCGUUGUCCUGCUAGCUCAGUUUUUCAAAAAUCCUGAAUGCUGGCUUAGCUCCUGUGUGACCCGAUGAGUCUGUGUGCGUGUCCAGUCUCGGGGCGUCCACACCCCUCUACGUUGCUCAGGCAGUUUGCUGAUCCUCGAGGCCGUGCACUGUCCUGUUUCGCCGUCGCCGAAACGCAGGGUCUCAUCGCAGUGUGCACCGAACCUUAUGACCGACAAACUCAGCGAUUGCUCAGCAAAGCGUACUGGCGGACUCCGGCAGAGUCUACCCCGAGCUGCUGCCUUCCAGGAGACAUCUCUGGAGGGUUUCCCGUGAGCGGCGGCGGCACCGAGCAGCUGGUACCAGUCGAGAAUGGAACUCCACCAGCCUCUUUGUUGGGUGUGUCUGGCAAGCGGGGCACUUUUAAGCUGUCCGCCCUGACCGGGAUUCCGGCGAAACAGCCGGGAAAACCGCUUAAUGCCACGCAAGGAAUUCCCGACCCGGCCUCGCGAGUCGACUGCCAGCCUGCGUUGGCGAGUCACGGUCGAGACGCUGUCUCCGGAGAAGAAAAAACUCUUGCAGAGAUCCUAGAAGUGCAGCGCCAGCACAAUAGAUGCUUCGACGACCCUGAUCGGUGUGGUCGUUGCAUCAUUUUCCUCGACAGCCGCUCGCUGCUUCCGUUGAGAGAAGUUGUGAUUGGCGACAUGCCUGACAGCUGCGUGAACAAUUUGAUUUGUUGCUGCUGUUGCGGGGGUUGCGAUGCGGGCCUGUGUCGCCUCUGCUGCUCGCCGCUCUACUCGGAAACUUCACGGAGAAACUCUAUUUCUGCGACCAGUCAGGAGGCGCCAGAGUAUUGUAGUGUGAACUGCCCGGAAACUGAUCAGGCGAAUUUCCCCGGCCCACAUCAUCGUUCGCGUAGAAAUCUCUCGACUUUUCCGGGAGCUUCGCAGGAAGUUGAUCGCGACCAGUCGCCUUCCGCGCCGCCGCUGCGAAGGAGUGAAGCCGCCUGCACCCCUCAGGAUAAAUCCGCAGCGGAGACUCGGGAAACCCCUCUGUUUUUCGGUCGAGGUGACGGGCCAGACUUUUUUCAUUGCACCUCCCUCUCUUUCGCAUGCAAAGAUCAACUCGUUUGCGCCGUGUCCCCUUUCGCCGGCGUCAAAGUCCUCCAACUCGGCGAACUGCCUGUGUUUGCCCAAGACUGUCGCGUCGAUGGCUCGACGGCGUGUGGAGAUCCCGGGUGUACAUACACUCGGUCCGCAGCUCAGGCUCCCGAGAACGGGGGCGCUUUUCCAGCGCUCGUGUCCUUCGACAUCGAGGGUCGGUUCCCUCGCCUUCUCGCCCACCUCGAGUUCGUCCCGAGUUUCGCUUCAGUGCCUGCAUGCCUCGAAGAAUUCCACCUGCUCGACGCGGGCGUCUUAGAGACCAGGGAGCAGCAAGAAGCUCUGAUCAGUCGGCUGUGGACCCUCGACAGCUGGCCGGGUCCUUCGUGCUGUGGCUCCGCAGGCGCCGGAGAGCGCCUCGAGCACAGUACGACUUCUGAGGUUUCCUCGCGCUUUCUCGGGCCCUGUAUGUUUCUCGACUUUCUAGUCCACUUUCGCGGCCAAGCACCAGUGCGUCUGGUUGUGGAUGUGACUCGAAGAAAUCGCGUGCUUCGCUGCGUGAGUCUCUUGCCCCGCAACCUGCUUCUUCUCUGUUGCGUGCCUUCACGUGAAGAGCCUGCCUCGCUCGCGACCCCUCUCGAGGCCCAGGAGAGCGGCGAGGGAGAAAGCAACAGAAGCGGAAACGUAGCGCUCCGCGGCGAGAGCCUGUCUUCCCUCUCGCUGGAUCCAAGCGCGCAUGCGUGCGUACCGGCGUCUCCGCACUGCGCAGAAACCUCGUCGCCCCGGGACUCGGGGGUCGCUUCCCUGCCAGCGGUGUCCUGCCUCUCUGGUUCCCCGUCCCUGCCGUCUGCUUCUGCAUGCUCGCCUACUGCUUCUCCGGCUUCCUCGCCUUCUGCUUCAGCCUCGCUGCAGGUCUUCCCUUGUCCCUUGCCGCUGAAGAAGAGGCGCAGCGUACCUCACAAAGGGGGACAGGUUUCCGAAGCGAACGAAGGUGAGCUCGCGGCCACUCCUGCGCAUGCAGUCUUUCCUUGUGCAGGUUCGUUUCUGCCGGCGAAGAAGGCAGGAGAGGCCAGAGGCGAGCGGCGCGUGCAUUCGGGCUUCGCUCCAUCGCCUUCCUCUGUCAAAAGCAGCGGCUCGCAGCCUGCAACCGCGACGCAUGCAGUCACUGCCCGAGACUUCGAAGAGGGAACCUGGAAAGUGAAGGAAGGCGUGCGCUUCCCUCUCACCGUCUUCAAAAAGAAAGAAGACUUCCGUCUUAGACUGACUGCCGGCAUCCAUGUUACAGAACAUGCCCCUGUCAGAGAUGCCACAAACUCUGGAACCCAUGCCCCCAAUUUUUCAUCUACUGCUUCCUCAUUUCCCUUCGCUUCACCGUCUGGUGUCGGGAGCUCUGGAGGACAAGAAACCGACGAGGGGACGGCCGCGAGGGGAACGGAUUACAGCACAACGGCUGCAUUUGUUCCAGAGAAAUCGUUCAGUCACUUGGAGGCGGACUUUCCCGUGCAUGCAUUUCAGCAGCUGCUCCUUUCUCAAAAACACACCGGGAAGGCGAAGGUGGGGGAAACAACGGGAGAUAAAAAGGUGAGCCUCCUCCCGCUCGCUCGCUCCCCAGACGGUGUACCUACACUGGCCGAUGUCGAGCCAGGUGUAUGCGCACCUGGGAGGGCGGAGCAUCUAAGGGGGCCCCGCCAGGCUGUCGUCUCCUGCUCGCCGCACGUCGCGGGAGAAGGCGGCGCUGCGAGCGAUGACAGCUCUGAAGAGGCGUCUUGUGAAGACGAGUCUGGGGACGAGAGAGAGGGCGAAGGCCAUCCGGAGGAAGAGUGGCUUGUCGCUCUCGCGCUCCCUAACGCUCUCGUCGUCGUCGUCGAUCUGCACCACAGAGUCGUGGCGAGGCACAAAUUCGGUCUGUCGAAGUCGGCGCCCUUCGACCGCCUGACGUCCCAACGGGAAGGCCGCUUUCUUCUGGCGUGGAAGGAGCGGUUUUGUUCUGUGUUGGAACUCAUCGACGAGUUGGAGGGGUCGCCGCUGAACCGCCACGGAGAUGGCUCUAGACAUGGAAGGUCGUCCUUCUUCUCCUCGCCUUUCUACGCGCCCUCCGGGAGUCUCUGGAGAAGGUUCUGGAAACAGAGACCGCCCAAGUCUCCUCCCGCCGCCCUCAGUCCCACGGCUGCGGUCUCCGCGCUUUCCAAGGAGACGAUGAACGAGCAGAUAAGCACCCUUCUUCCAGACACUCUUGCUUCAGACACUCUUGGCAGAGGCUCUGCGGGCUUCUCCUCCACUCAUUCCGUGUCGCCUGCGGUGCGCCCACCGCUCCGGCUGCGACUGCAUCUGGAGCUUCCAGUCGGGGCGCGGUUCGGCCACAGCGGAAGCAAAGUGGAGAGAUUUGUCACUUUUGCUUUUUCGCAAGAUCCCUUUCUGAGCUGGCUAGUCGUCGUGUCGCGGCGCGGCGUGAACGAACAUCUGAUGUACCUCAUCGAUCUCCAGGCUCAAGAACAGCGAGGCGGCUGUCUCGGUCCUGAACUUUUCCUCGACACAGCGAUGCUUCCCGUCCCUUCCCAGGCAAGUUCCGUUUGUUUCUCUAGGCUUAUGGAAUGGCUGCCGUUGACGGCCUCGGAUCUCUUGGUAUUGCCGAGUCACCGUCGCUUCCUCGCCGUGUUGACAGACUCUAGUGCCCCGCAUCAGGAGGAGGCAUUUGUUGCGCCGUACGUACACUUCAGUCGGCUGUCGAGCAACCGCGAGCAUCUCUGUCGCGUGAUGGACUUCGACCGCGGCAGCACAGACGGCAGUUGCUCUGGAAACUCUGAGGAAAGCUCUGAGGAAAGGUCUGAGGAAGGAGGAAGUGACGAUGAAAGCGAGGCGGCGUUCGCCUUCUCGCCCUUCGCUCUGCCCUCUGGGUGGAGGCGGCGGAGACUGGGCGACCGAAUGGGGAGGCAAGGAAAACUUACUUUUUCCGCUUCGGGAGGAAACGAAGAGACGCACGAGUCCUCGGCGAUGAGAGGCCAAGUUUACUUAGCCGAGACACACAGUAAAGCAAGCAGAAAAAAGGCGUACCGGCGACUGCGGGAGAGACAGCGGAGAUGCCUAGAAGCCGCAGGCCUCGACCCCCGACUGCACGCAAACCUGGAAGAAAAAUUGUUCUACCAACCUCUCGAGGUGCUCCGGAACCUCCAACAAGCUCCAGCCAACUGCUGGGCCACUCCCGAAGACAUCGAACGCUGGAAGGAAGAAGAAAGAGAAGAAGAGACAGAAGGAGGGAGAGAACGGCAGAAAGAAGGAGACGAAAGAAAAGAACGCGGAGGAGGUGAAAGUGCGGCGGACGUGGAGCUGAGGGACACAGAAUUCCUUCGCGCUGGGCCGACGCACGAGCCACCACCAGCUUCUUCCUGUCGCUCUGAGGCCUGUUCCUUCUCUCGCUUUUGUGCGAGGUUCGGAGGCUAUGAGACAUCGACUUGUGCAAAUCGCAAGAAGAUUCUCGGUCACCUGUACGCUUCGUACCGCCGGAACGCUGGACCUCCGCGGUCUCUGUCCUCUCAAUCGAACAACUUGAGUGUUCACUCUGUGUCGACAGCGGAGGCAGCAAACGCAGCAGCCACCGUGGCGUUUCGACAAGCGAUGCUUCUGUUCAACAACGACCACUGCCAGCCGGUGUACUGGCUAGCUGGGCGCUUCGGGCCUUCUGGGUCCGAUACUACGACAUCUGUUGAGUCUGUGGCGCGAGCUGUGGAGUCUUACCACAAGCGAGGCGAGAUCUGCCACCGGUCUUCUCCGCAGCGGCUGCCUUCUUCACGAGCGUCCCUCUGUGACUUCCAGGGAGAGAGGGAAGAGCCGGUCGCUUCGAAGGAACGCGGUCCUUUGCUUCCCUUCGGUUCCAGGCCGCUCGUCGGAGGACUGAGGAAUUGCUUGAGCGUCGGAGACGCCAUUGGGGCCUGGCACAUGGUCAACGUUUCCCUGCAGUCCGCCGCGGCGGGGCAGGGGGAAGAACUACGACAACUGUGGAGGAGAAAGGAGAGAGGAGCGGGGAAGACAAGGAGAUCUACAGGCGGGGGCGAUGAGACAGAGCGGGAGACAGAGAGAGAGCGCAAAGGCCAGGAGACAGCCGCUGGCUCUCAGUGGCUUUAUGCACCGACGCUAGAGGUGGAGGGAGGAAGCCUGGGAGCGAGUCGGGGCAUCUGCUACUCCGUCACGACUUCGAAGAAGAGUGAAACGGAAGAGAUGCCGAGACACGUGGAUCGUGAGAGGACGAGCGCAAGUUACCUGGAGGCAGAAAAGGAGAACGGAAGCUGGGAGUUACGUUCGGAGGCAAAGGGCUUGAAAGGUUUAGUGGGGGAGGCCGGCGCACCCGUGAAAAAGUCAAAAAUGACUUAUGCGAUGAAAUUCCCUCGCGUAGCAGGCCGCCUAGCUCACGCUCUUGAGAAACUCGACAGAGAGAACAGGGAGACAGCUGUGGAGCACAGGACGAAGAGACAGGGAUUACCGGAUGUUUCCUUGUCACCGCGUGUCUGCUCACCGGAUGUAACGGGUGAAAGUGCCACUGCAGCUCGCUGUGUUUACAGUGCACGAUCUGCGUUGAGUGAUGAGGAAAAGGUGACAGGGGAAGUUGAAAGCCACAGAAAGGGAGAAUCCUCGGUAUCUGAUAAAUCGGCGUCGGAAGGACUCGCAGCGAGUGAAACGAGAGACCCCAGAGAGGCAAGACAACGCGAUUUGAAAUGCGAACGAGACACGCUUUGGGGGAAAGAGGAGAAGGGUAGAGUCGCCAGUUUGACAGAGAGGGUCGGUGAAAACGAUCUCGCUCAACACACAAUGAGAGGUGGCCUCGCGGACCGGGGGAAAAUAGAACUCGAUAACUGCGCUGCCGAAGACGACCAAAAAGCGUUGAUGAAAAGGCUGCUGUUGAUACGAAACUCGGUUUCGUUUGAUGCCUUCGCUCCUCCUCUCAGACAUCGACGGCGGGAGCUGCCUUCGAAUGUCACUGCGGCGGACCUGCACGGUUCUGGGGGGGCGACGGGGGAAACGGAGCUUUUCAGCGAGCAUGAAAAGCCUGGAAAUGAAGCGGAAUGCGGCGACGGAGGCGGCAUCCCCGAGAGAGAAUUGCGGAAAAAAGAGCUAACCCAGGAAGACGUCGCGAAGGAACGCUUGAGAGGAGCAGAACCUGCACUCCUGGGCGGGAAAAAGUAUCCAAACAUCUGGAGAAUUGCGAUUUUUUCGCCUGAGUGAGGUGCAGGGACACUCGAGCCUGCCAUCGAACGAGGCAGAGCAGGAACAUUUGAACUUUUUAUUGUACGAGUUUUUGCGCGGCUCAAGAAGUGUACCCGCACAGAUCUUCACAUUCGACAGCAAAACCAGUGGACACACAUCUUGUACGGAACCUGGAAAUCGGCAGGCAAUUGCGGCUGCGAGUCGCGUGGCAAGAAACUGCGACGUUUCACAGGCGACGAAUCGUGACAACAGAACAGGGUGGUGGAAUCUCCAGGAAGCGGCUUGGAGUCAUACUCACUAUUUCACGUACUACAGUGUGUCUAUUUAGUCUUCAUUUCAGUCAUACGAGCGUGAACACACAAUAUCACCGAAUAUAAGGGUAGAAGAGCUAAUCAGUGUUUGCUAGUAAAAAAAUUCCAUGAGGUUCGCCUUCAUACAGUUGGAGGGCGAUGAGCUUUCUACUGCAUAUAGAGGCUGUAGUAGACUGACUGCGGAUUGACCAUUGAAGCAGCAACCUGAUUAAGGUCAGCUUGCAGAAGACGGACAAAUGUCGCAUUCACUCCUGAGUGGAAAUAGAUUCAGAUGACAGGGAAGGCAUUUCAACGACACAAACGCAAGGUAUUCUUGCUUCUAGAAAGCUCCGGAGGAACAUUCGAUCGCUUGUCGUCGGAUUCAAUGCCACGGCAUCCUUCUGAGAGCAGCGGAUGAUUGGCACCCGAGUGCUGGGCAAGAACUGCUCAAAAUGACUUUUUUCCGUGUGGGCAUUUCAGUCAGCGUUGCGGACGCGUUGUCCGCUGCCAAACAGCUUUCCAGACACUCUUUGCAGCACGUUCGAUUCAGUUGUCCGGAGACCUUCUUUAAAGUACUUUCACUGAGUAAAAGUCUUUGCUCGCAGCAAACGGAAACUGAUCUUUGGCUUCGAUGGUUGCCAUGGCGGUGAAGCCUGAAAGGAUGAUGCUGUCAAUUGAGAUGUCCCCUUGUCGAUGCAAAAAGUGAGACAGACCUAGGUCGACAGGCCCGAGUCUGGAUGGUGCCGUAGCGUGUUCCCCGUCUGGCAUAUGUUAGCAUAUGCUAGCAUUAAACAGUUUCCUGUGUAAAGCUUGAAUGUAAAAUCUUCAACACGCCUUUUACCUACGACAAUACAAACGUGGCAAACCACCAGGCCAACCCGUAAAAACACAUCCACCGGCAUGUAGUGCACGGUAAUUCUUUUUGAGGAUUGGAUUCAUGGUGACACCUCCACGUACAGUUGCCACACUACUACCGGGUUUUUCACUGUACUUCAUAGUCCGGACGUCGAUCCGCACCGGACCUACGAAUCAUAAUGAGGGCAAAAGCUGAACUCACGCUGCUACCGUCCAGUGACAACUGUCCCGAAACCUACUGGACGCAAGAAGUGAAUUCAAAACUCCGUACGGUGGACUCCUCGGGAGACGCACGUGUUCAUGGCCAGACUUCCGUAUUCGUGAGACUGGGAACACAAGAAUCCAACAACUAACUAGAAACAAAACAGUGGAUACCGGAGUGUCACCAUUGUGUCUGACACCACGGCCCGUUGGGGUAUGGUCAACGCUAACAGAAGAGUUCAGAAACUCCACAGACCUCAAGAGCCACUACACUUCAAUGUGCUUUAUAAACCAGUGGAGCUGAAAAAC
Toxoplasma gondii ME49 is the source of this 8597-nucleotide messenger RNA. RefSeq lists its product as hypothetical. NCBI's taxonomy places the organism in Eukaryota, Apicomplexa, Conoidasida, Eucoccidiorida, Sarcocystidae. The coding region runs from base 733 to 6960 and encodes 2075 amino acids. The transcript is spliced from 5 exons. The record is from RefSeq and is a predicted model, not a curated record.